This is a messenger RNA of Acaulospora morrowiae, 1007 nucleotides long. NCBI's taxonomy places the organism in Eukaryota, Fungi, Glomeromycota, Glomeromycetes, Diversisporales, Acaulosporaceae. The record is from the annotation of a GenBank genome assembly.
AACAACUUACUCCACUUGGAAUACAUCUCUCACACAUUCCGGUUGAUGUUCACAUUGGAAAAAUGCUAUUAUUUGGAGCAAUAUUCCGAUGUCUCGAUCCAAUUCUCACCAUAGCAGCUAUGCUAAGUUACCGAGGUCCAUUCCUUACACUAUUUGGAAAAGAAUCGGAAUCUGAUGCAGCACGAAAUAAAUUUAAAUAUGGAGAUUCUGAUUUAUUGACAAUGUAUUCCGCCUAUUGCCAAUGGAAAUUAACCUACGAAAAGCACGGCUCAGGAAGAGUUUUGCGAGAGUUUUGUCAGACCAAUUUUCUGAAUGACCAAAAUUUGCGAAUGAUCGAGGAUAUGAAAAAGCAAUUUUUAUCAUUGUUGGUGAAUAUCGGAUUUGUGCAAGUACAUGAAAAUAUGAAGGCCGAAUUAGGCAGGCAGGUGUUCUUGAUCUUUUUCAUAAAAUUUGGUCCGAAAACCAUGUGUCGAGUUCCAGUAGUUUAUGAUGCAAAUUCAUCCUCCACUCAUAUAAUUAAUGCUGUAAUUGCUGCGGGAUUGUAUCCCAGAGUAAUACAUCGAGAUUCAAAAAAAAAUCAGUUUGAUACCAUGACUGGCCAUGAACUAAGACAGGUUUUCAUACACCCAUCCUCAAUAAAUUUUCCGCUCCAGAGCGCAAAUGCGUCAUCACUAGGAAAAGAUUGGUUCGUGUAUAAUACAAUGAUGCAGACCAAUAAGUUAUAUGUAAGGGAAACUAGUUUAGUGGAAGUAGUGGAUUUGGUUUUAUUCGGGAGAGAGGUUGGUGUGAAGCAUGAAAUCAGGAUAUUGUCUAUUGACAAAUGGAUACGGCUGCAAUGUCCUGCAAAGACAGCUACGUUAUUGAAAUAUUUGAGAGGUCAAUUGAACAAGAUCCUCAAAUAUAAAAUCGAUCGUCCCGAAGCUGAGCUUGAUGGGGAACAACAAGGGUGGUUGGAUUUGAUUUUAGAGGUCUUAGAGAGCUGUGAAGAGACCAACUGGAAGGCAUAA